AUGAACCGAAGGCUCCUCAGAGAACGAUGGAGAAGCAUUCCUCGGGGAUGCGUCGAUUUACAACUAGGAUUAUCGAUGUGCCUUCGGACCCUCUACACGCUAAAUGGGAGAGAGCUUCACGAGCCAGUAAUGGAAAUUCUGGUUAAGUUUAAUGUCGACUAUAACCCUUACGCCGGACUAUACCCAGUUCAACGUGCAUCGGAUGAAGAUAUGAAACAAGAGUGGUAUAGUACGAUAUUUGUAUCAGCGACUAAGCGCAGUCUGGAUCGUUCCUGGUAUCUCACCUGCAAGGAAAUCCGGAAAUUACUGGAAGAAAAGAAUAUGGCCCACUUCAAUGUUGAGAUUAUCGAUUGCCGCGCAAGUCCAGGGGGUAUCCAACAAAAUCCCAUUCUUGUGGACCAACCCAGCUUAAAAUACCAUGAACAAUCUAUCGAUGAGUAUCUCUUUAGCAUCAAAGAAAUGGAUACUUAUAUCUCGCCUGAAGUCAAGGAGAGGAUAUGGUCUGGGAAUCCUUCAGUUCCCACAGGCAAAGUUCGCGGCUAUGAGCUAAACCAACAAAUUAUUAACCCAACUAAUGCUCUGGUCGAUCAAGGAGUUCGCUUCUUCAAGGAGAAAAAUCACCACCUAGGCAAGGUUUAA
This is a messenger RNA of Trichophyton rubrum CBS 118892, 639 nucleotides long. RefSeq lists its product as uncharacterized. The coding region runs from base 1 to 639 and encodes 212 amino acids. Lineage: Eukaryota; Fungi; Ascomycota; Eurotiomycetes; Onygenales; Arthrodermataceae. The transcript is spliced from 2 exons. The record is from RefSeq and is a predicted model, not a curated record.